GUUUUGAUUCGUCUAUUUAUGAUGGCGCUGUGGACUUGAAUCGUAUUUUCUUCCGCGAAUCAGGACAAGGUGGCCGAUCAGCUGUUUCGAGGCAUUAGUAUUACGACGAUGUUCACGCACUAAUACUGAUUUGUCACAGGGUUCUUGUUGAAAUGCAAGUACCGUUUAGCGUGCUGAGUUGAGUUAAGAUUCAGUUCGAGAAUUAACAAACACACGGACGCCAAAAUGGCUGCUUUGAAGCAGAUGAAACAAACACUCAGACGAGAACUGAAGAAAAGAUUGGCCGGGAUGUCGGAGACAGAAAGAAAAAGACAAUCAGAAUGUAUAACGCAAAAGUUGAUUAAACAUCCCAAGUAUGAAGCAAGUAGACGUAUCAGCGUUUACCUGAGUAUGACAGAAGAAGUCAACACCCUGGGUAUACUUCAACACAUCUUUGACUCCAAUAAAGUAUGUUUUGUUCCACAAUACAUUGGUAAUAAUAUGGACAUGCUGAAAUUAAACUCCAUGCAAGACUAUGAUGCAUUGCCAAAAACAAAAUGGAAUAUAAAACAGCCAACUGACAGCGACAAUCGAGAGGAAGCUCUGUCUACUGGUGGACUAGAUAUGAUAAUUAUUCCUGGGCUUGGUUUCACAAGAGAUGGUAAAAGAUUAGGACGUGGCAAGGGUUACUAUGACAACUACCAAUCUCGAUGUGUGGAUCACUCACCAAGUAAACCCUACACCAUAGCGUUGGCAUUUCAGGAACAAAUAUGCGAUGAUAUCCCUGUAUCGGAUCAUGAUGUCAAUAUCGACGAGGUUCUUGUAGGCGAUAUGGACAUAACUGGUUGAUUCCAUGGUGCUUUCUUUGUAAUAUUUCAUGUUUGAUAUUUUUGGUCUGUGGUGUGAAAUAACUCAUCAUGGAAAAAAAGAUUCACUUUAUCUAAAUCCCGUCUUUAAGGUCUCCUUAAUAAUAUUAUAUUGAAUAAUAAUCCCCUGUUAUUACCUUGACUGAUAAGAGCGUGCCUAUUUUGUCAAAUUUGGGCCCUCAAAUACAACCCUUGAUAUAUUAGGACUCUUUUUCACAUAAUCAAUAAGAGACUUCCAACAGAUGUGUUGAGAUAAGUUACAUCUACCAUUCAUUUGAUUGUUUCUGAUCGGCAGCUUUCAUCAUCAUGUGUAGUUCAUGUUCACUUCUUGUCAGCAAAAUUGAAACUUUGUAUCUUAUUUUUCUUCGUUGUUCAUGUGUAUGUAUGUCCAUAUGAAUUUUACUUGUAUUCAAGUUUUAUGUUGUGGUUAAUA
Molecule: messenger RNA, 1278 nt
Organism: Saccoglossus kowalevskii
Lineage: Eukaryota; Metazoa; Hemichordata; Enteropneusta; Harrimaniidae
Product: 5-formyltetrahydrofolate cyclo-ligase-like
Biological process (GO): tetrahydrofolate interconversion; folic acid-containing compound biosynthetic process
Cellular component (GO): mitochondrion
Molecular function (GO): 5-formyltetrahydrofolate cyclo-ligase activity
Source: RefSeq, a predicted model, not a curated record